Messenger RNA from Aspergillus terreus NIH2624, 3153 nucleotides. Its product is annotated as putative NRPS-like enzyme. The record is from RefSeq and is a predicted model, not a curated record. The transcript has 2 exons. Lineage: Eukaryota; Fungi; Ascomycota; Eurotiomycetes; Eurotiales; Aspergillaceae. Bases 1 to 3153 code for a protein of 1050 amino acids. Gene Ontology annotation, molecular function: phosphopantetheine binding.
AUGUUGUCGACAGUCCCUCCCCAACCCCCAUCUGUAUCAGAGAAGCUGAGGGAGGACGAAUCCCAACUCACCGGCCGAAAUCCUCAGAAAGAUCCACGUACGGUUGAUGAGCUUAUCCGACAUCGUGCCUCCCUAGGUGUCUCGCAACCUAUUAUCUCCUAUCCAUCAAGUGGCAUUGAAUAUGUCGACUAUCCGCUACAGCAGUUGGAUAUUUUCGCCUUUCGGGUGGCCAAGUUGCUGGAAUCCCGAGUUCCGCCUCGGUCGUCGUCGAAAACUACUCCAGCAGUAAUGGCGAUGCUUGGUCCUUCUAAUCUCAACUACCUGGUGAUGCUCUUGGCACUGGCUAAGCUAGGCCAUACCGGACUUCUUCUCUCUACGAGAAUAUCUGUGGAAGCCUACGUCUCGUUGCUGGAAAGGACACAGUCGCGUCAUAUGUUCAUCCAUGCCUCGCUUAGGGACACGGCCAAAGAGAUCAAGAAGCGACUACCAGAUCUGCAUGUCGACGAGAUACCCACUGAGGAAGUCUACAAUUAUCCCAUUACGACCAAUGAAGUCGACACGAAUGUCACUCCCUGGCUUGACAUGGCUGCGGAAUCGAACCAUGUCGCCUGGAUCAUCCACUCGAGCGGAUCGACGGGUCUCCCAAAACCGAUUUUCCAUACUCAAACAGCAGCACUUAAGAACUACGCCUCGAACAUGAAUAUGUCCGGCUUCAUCACACUGCCACUGUAUCAUAACCAUGGGCUUAGCGUGCUCUUCCGCACCAUCCACUCAUGCAAGAGACUGUGGCUCUACAAUGCGGACCUCCCGCUGACAAGACAGUAUCUGCUGGAUAUUAUGCGCUCCCAUGACCUGGAGAUAUUCUACGGUGUUCCGUACGCGCUGAAGCUUCUCGCUGAAACCGAGGAAGGUAUAGCUGAGCUGGCCAAGCUUAAAGCUGUUAUGUUCGGUGGCUCCGCUUGUCCAGACUCGCUGGGGAACCUCCUUGUUUCUAAGGGAGUGCAUCUCGUCAGCCAUUAUGGAUCGACCGAGACCGGACAAUUGAUGACGUCCAUGCGGCCACGUGAAGAUAAAGAAUGGGAUUACGUGCGCCCAACUGAAGCUGUGAAGCCCUACCUCCGGUUUGAAGAAAGAUUUCCAGGGAUAUUCGAGAUCAUCUGUCUCGAUGGAUGGCCGUCAAAAGUUAUGUCUAACAGACCUGAUGGCUCUUACGCCAUGAAGGACCUCUUCAUAAAGCACCCAAACAUGGAGGCGUACAAGUAUUAUGCUCGACUUGACGACACCAUCGUCCUGGUGAACGGCGAGAAGGUGAACCCGUUGGACAUGGAAGGCAGAGUCAGACAACACAGCGAAGUGGCCGAAGCUAUUGUAUUUGGAGCUGGCAAGGCCUGCAUUGGUCUGGUGGUGAUUCGUGCUCCCGGCACUUCGUCUCUUUCUGACGACGCUAUCAUCGAUAUCAUCUGGCCCAGCAUCGAGAAGGCGCACGAGGCGAUGCCCGCGUUUGGUCAGCUCUCAAGGAGUAUGAUCAUCGUCCUACCUGAGAAUACCAAAUUCCCUCGCACCGACAAGGGCACCGUCAUCCGACAAGCUUUUUACAGGGAGUUUGCUGAUCUACUCGAGAGAGCCUAUGAGACAGAAGAUGCUAUGACCGGAUCGCAAGUGCUAUCAGAGGCAGAGCUGAGAGCAUUUAUUAGGAAACAACUCCUCCAGCUCUUACCUCUCAAGGAUAACGCUCGACUUACCGAUGACUCUGACUUCUUUUCCCUUGGAAUGGACUCGCUCCAAGCGACUCAACUGCGAUCGGUCAUUCUUAAGACGUUAAAUACCAAUGGACACAAGCUCGGACUGAAUAUCGCUUUUGACCAUCCUACGAUCAACUCUCUUGCGCGCUACCUUGACUCACUCAACUCCGGGUCUGUGAACGGUGUCGUGUCGGUGGAGGACCAAAUGAGCAGCUUAAUAGCGAGGUAUAGCCUGUUCGAGAGGCAUAAACCACGCCCGAAUGGCUUGGACGGGAGAUACAUACUGGUAACGGGUGCCACCGGGUCAUUGGGCGGCCACGUCGUUGCACAGCUUUCGGCCAUGGAUAUUGUCCAAAAGGUCUACUGUCCCAUACGUGCAGGUUCUCCCAUCGCGGCCUACGAACGCCUCGCCGCAUCCAUGCGCACCCGGCAAAUAUACGAGAAACUUCCCGACGCAGCCCGCAGCAAACUCGUCGCGCUCCCCUGUGAUCUGUCGGACCCUCAGCUGGGCUUCGAUUCAUUCACCUACAACACGAUCACCUCCGAGCUCACAGACGUAAUCCACUGUGCCUGGUCGGUUAACUUCAACAUGAGACUCAUGAGCUUUGAACACACCAACAUUGGGGGUCUCAAGAAUCUUAUCGACCUAUGUCUGAAGGCCCAAAGACCAGCACCGGCAUCCUUCAACUUCUGUUCAUCCGUCAGCACCGUGGUCAAUACGGAUGCCGACGUUGUUCCGGAGGCACUACCGAAGCUCAAUCACGCCCAGAACAUGGGGUACGCGCAAUCGAAGCUUGUAGCAGAGCACAUCUGCGUGAAGGCCGCUCAGGAUGCCCGUCUCCCUGCGCGCGUUCUUCGUAUCGGCCAGGUCAUCGGGGACCAGGAAAACGGCAUCUGGAACGCAACGGAGGCCAUCCCGCUGAUGUUGCAGAGCGCGAUUACGAUAGGCGCCCUACCGAAGCUCGAUGAAUCUCCCCUCUGGCUACCCGUGGACGUUGUCGCAGGCACCGUGAUCGACAUCUCCCUCUCCAGUGUUGGGGCUAGCCUGUCUUCUGUCACAGACUCCAAAGUUGUUUUCAACAUUGUGAGCCAGCAUUCCUUCCACUGGACUCGGGAUUUGCUUAGAUAUCUCCGCGCUGAGGGGCUCGAGUUUGAGGAGGUGGAGCAACAGGAAUGGGUCCGGCGGCUGAGGAUGUCGAAGCCCGACCUCGACGCCAAUCCGCCGUUCAAGUUACUCGAUUUCUUCGCUAGCAAAUACGACACGGAUCAGCCCCGGCGGUCAUUGCAGUGGCAUACCAAUAAUGCGAGAAGGGUGUCCCCUACUCUUGCUAAUGCAGGCCCUCUGACUCAGGAGCUCGUUGGGAAAAUGCUUCGCUAUUUCCGCAAUGAGGCUUGGCAGGCGAAAUCAUAG